GUCGGGUCGAGCGCGCGGCCUGCGCCAUUGGGGAGCGGCGAGAGGAAGCGCGCAGUGCCGGGCUGGGGCUGGCUGCUGGGGACGCCGACAGAUUCUGUGAUCAUGAGAGAGGGGAAACAAAGAGUGAUCCAUGAUUUCUAGCACCUUUUCCUGAGGAAAUAGUCAUGUUGGAAGGUCUUGUAGCCUGGGUUCUCAAUACCUAUCUGGGGAAAUACGUCAAUAACCUGAACACCGACCAGCUUUCGGUUGCACUUCUCAAAGGUGCUGUUGAACUAGAAAACCUCCCCUUAAAGAAAGGUGCCCUAAAAGAACUGGAAUUACCAUUUGAAGUCAAAGCCGGUGUAAUUGGGAAAGUGACCCUUCAGAUCCCCUUUUACCGCCCACAUGUGGACCCUUGGGUGAUCUCCAUCUCUAGCCUCCACUUAAUUGGUGCUCCGGAGAAAAUCCAGGACUUUAACGAUGAAAAGGAGAAGCUGUUGGAAAGUGAGCGCAAGAAAGCGCUGCUUCAGGCCCUGGAGGAGAAGUGGAAGAAUGAACGCCAGCAAAAGGGGGAAUCCUACUGGUAUUCAGUCACUGCUUCCGUCGUCACAAGAAUUGUGGAGAACAUCGAGUUAAAAAUUCAAGAUGUCCAUUUGCGCUUCGAAGAUGGUCUUACCAAUCCCUCCCAUCCUUUUGCGUUUGGCGUCUGUAUUAAGAAUGUGUCCAUGCAGAAUGCUGCAAAUGAGCCUGUUCAGAAACUAAUGCGUAAGAAACGAUUAGAUGUGGCUGAGUUUAGCAUCUACUGGGAUGUCGAUUGCACUUUAUUGGGGGAUUUGCCUCAGGCAGAGUUACAGGAGGCCAUGGCCAGAAGCAUGGAGAGUCGCAGUCACCACUACGUCCUAGAGCCCGUGUGUGCCUCUGCUCUCUUGAAGAGAAACUGCUCCAAAGAGCCUCUGAGGUCCCGGCACAGCCCGCGGAUUGAAUGUGAUAUUCAUCUGGAGACCAUUCCCUUGAGGCUGUCUCAGCUGCAGCACCGGCAGAUCAUGGAGUUCCUCAAGGAACUGGAACGGAAGGAGCGGCAGCUAAAGUUCCGGAAGUGGAGACCCAAAGUGUCCGUGUCCAAGAACUGUCGAGAAUGGUGGAGUUUUGCCUUGAAUGCUAACUUGUAUGAGAUCAGAGAGCAGAGGAAGUGCUGUACCUGGGAUUUCUUGUUGCACCGUGCCCGGGAUGCUGUAUUUUACACUGACAGAUACUUCAGCAAGUUAAAAGGAGGCAUACUGUCUGCAGUCGACAGGGAGGAGAUGUGUCGGAUUGAGGAGGAGCAGAGCUUUGAGGAAUUGAAGAUUCUGCGUGAACUGGUUCAUGAUCGAUUUUAUAAGCAAGAAGAGCUGGCAGAGAGUCUGCGAGAACCUCAGUUUGAUUCUCCAGGAGCCUCACCUGCAGACCCAGACGGCCGAGGCGGCAGCGGGAUGCUGCAGUACCUGCAAUCCUGGUUUCCAGGGUGGGGAGGCUGGUAUGGACAGCAGAGCCCUGAGGGGAAAGCAGUGGAAGGACUGUUAGCUGAGCCGCCUGAGCACUGGAGCCCUGAAGAGAUCCUGGGUACCGAGGAGUUUUUUGACCCCACUGCUGACGCCUCGUGUAUGAAUACCUACACAAAGCGAGAUCAUGUCUUUGCCAAACUGAACAUGCAGCUGCAGCGGGGCACGGUGACGCUGCUACACAAGGAGCAAGGCAUUGCUCAACUGGACGAGAGUGCCUUCAUGCAGCUCGAGCUCUCAGAUGUAAAACUUGUAGCAGAGUCUCUUCCUAGAAGAAAUUCCUCCUUGCUGUUAGUCCGAUUGGGUGGACUGUUCCUCCGAGAUCUGGCUACGGAAGGGACCAUGUUUCCGCUCCUGGUCUUCCCUAACCCCCAGAAAGAAGUUGGCAGAGUCUCACAGUCCUUUGGUCUCCAGACAUCUGCAGAUAGAAGUGGUCAAUACCCUGCUACGGACCCAGAUAACCCUGUCUUUGAGAUGCUAUAUGAGAGAAAUCCAGUACAUAGUCAUUUUGAGAGGCGGCUACAUGUCAGCACAAGACCUUUGAACAUCAUAUAUAAUCCUCAGGCUAUUAAAAAAGUGGCAGACUUUUUCUACAAGGGAAAGGUUCAUACCUCAGGCUUUGGUUAUCAGUCUGAGCUCGAGUUGAGAGUAGCUGAAGCAGCUCGCAGACAGUAUAACAAGCUGAAGAUGCAGACCAAGGCGGAGAUCCGACAGACGCUUGACCGUUUGCUCGUGGGAGAUUUCAUCGAGGAAAGUAAGCGGUGGACUGUGCGACUAGACAUUUCUGCUCCUCAGGUGAUAUUUCCUGAUGACUUCAAGUUCAAGAAUCCUGUUCUGGUGGUUGUGGAUCUUGGAAGAAUGCUUUUGACGAACACCCAAGACUCAAGGAGGAAAAGCGGGGACGGGUCAGCCUCUGAGGAGAAUCAGUUCAGUGAUGAUGAGUAUAAGACCCCUCUUGCCACACCUCCCAACACCCCGCCUCCAGAGACCAGCAGCAGCAAUGGGGAGAAAACACCGUCCUUCUCUGGAGUGGAAUUCAGCCAAGAACAGCUUCAGGCGCAUCUGAUGAGCACAAAGAUGUAUGAGAGGUACUCCCUGUCUUUCAUGGACCUCCAGAUUAUGGUAGGGCGAGUGAAGGACAACUGGAAGCACGUGCAGGACAUUGAUGUGGGGCCGACCCACGUAGUAGAGAAGUUCAAUGUUCACUUGCAGUUGGAACGGAGGCUGAUUUACACAUCAGACCCCAAAUACCCUGGGGCCGUGCUCUCAGGCAAUUUGCCAGAUUUAAAAAUUCACAUCAAUGAAGACAAAAUAUCUGCUCUGAAGAACUGCUUCGCUUGCCUCACCCCAUCUGAAAUGAAGACCCCUGACUCCCAGAUUAGAGAGAAGAUUUUUCCCCAAGAAGGACCGCGGGGAAGCUUGCAGGACUCAGUGAUGAACUUGACCCAGAGCAUCGUGAUGCUGGAGCAGCACACCCGUGAGGUGCUGGUGGAGUCACAGCUCCUCCUGGCAGAAUUCAAGGUGAACUGCAUGCAGCUUGGUGUUGAGAGCAACGGCCGCUACAUCUCAGUGCUCAAGGUGUUUGGUACCAAUGCUCACUUUGUGAAGAGGCCUUAUGAUGCUGAAGUCUCCCUAACCGUUCAUGGGUUGCUUCUGGUGGACACCAUGCAGACCUACGGUGCUGAUUUUGACCUUUUGAUGGCUUCCCAUAAGAACUUGAGUUUUGAUAUUCCCACAGGGAGCCUCCGGGAUAGCAGGGCGCAGUCUCCCGUCUCUGGAUCUAACGUGGCCUUCCUAACCAACGUAGCCACCUUCAGUGACCAAUCAGCCACUAGUGUUUCACUGGAGAAAAUUCUCACUAAAGAACAGGAAUCUCUUAUCAAACUGGAAUAUCAGUUUGUGAGUUCAGAGUGCCCGUCCAUGAACUUGGACAGCACUCUUCAGGUGAUCUCACUACAGGUGAAUAACUUGGAUAUCAUCCUAAAUCCAGAGACAAUUGUGGAGCUGAUUGGUUUUCUUCAAAAGUCCUUCCCUAAGGAAAAAGAUGAUUUGAGCCCCCAGCCUUUGACGACUGACUUUGAAAGAAGCUUUAGAGAACGAGGCAUGUAUCAGUUGACAUAUGAACAAAACAUCGAGGUUGCAGUGGAAAUCCACAGGCUCAACUUGCUGCUGCUUCGGACAGUGGGAAUGGCCAACGGGGAGAAAUAUGGCAGGAAAAUUGCAACUGCAAGUGUGGGUGGCACCAAAGUCAACAUGUCAAUGGGCAGCACGUUUGACAUGAAUGGUUCUCUGGGCUGUUUGCAGCUUAUGGAUCUGACACAGGAGAAUGUGAAGAACCAGUAUGUUGUGAGCAUCGGGAACUCCAUAGGCUACGAGAACAUCGUCAGUGACAUUGGCUGCUUUGAAUCUGUGUUUGUCAGAAUGGAAGAUGCAGCCCUGACUGAAGCCCUGAGCUUCACGUUUGUUGAGAAAUCGAAACAGGAGUGUUUCCUCAACCUGAAGAUGGCGUCCUUACAUUACAACCACUCUGCUAAAUUCUUGAAGGAGCUGACAUUAUCCAUGGAUGAACUGGAAGAAAAUUUUCGCAGCAUGCUGAAAAGUGCAGCCACCAAAGUCACCACAGUGUUGGCCACCAAGACGGCUGAGUACAGUGAGAUGGUGUCACUGUUUGAAACCCCCAAGAAGACCCGGGAGCCCUUUGUCUUAGAGGAAGAUGACAUCUAUGGGUUUGGCCUGCCGUCACCUCGUUACGACACUGUGAAGCUCAUCUUGAACGUCAACAUCGAGUCGCCAGUUGUUUCUAUCCCUAGGAAACCUGGGAGUCCUGAGCUGCUGGUGGGACACUUGGGACAGAUUUUCAUCCAGAACUUUGUGGCAGGAGAUGAUGAAUCCAGAAGUGACCGCCUGCAGGUGGAAAUCAAAGACAUUAAACUGUAUUCUCUUAAUUGCGCUCAGCUGGCAGGCAGAGAAGGUGCUGGAUCUGAAGCCAGUCGGACAUUUUGCCCACCCUCUGGAUCUGCCAGUGCCAACAGUCAGGAGGAGGCUCACUUCACACGACACGAUUUCUUUGAAUCUUUGCACAGAGGUCAAGCCUUCCACAUCCUGAACAACACCACCAUCGAGUUUAAACUGGAGAAGAUCCCCAUAGAGAGAGAAUCUGAGCUGACUUUCUCCCUCAGUCCUGACGACCUGGGGACCUCCAGCAUCAUGAAGAUUGAAGGAAAAUUCGUCAAUCCUGUUCAGGUGGUGUUAGCCAAGCACGUGUAUGAGCAGGUUUUACAAACGCUGGACAACCUCGUGUACAGUGAAGAUCUGAAUAAGUUUGCAGCCAGUGCUCCGUCCUCCCCUUGCCCUAACUCCCCUGUGCCUGCCAUCAGUUCCUGUGGAGAACCUUCUGCGGAGAGGAAGGAGAACGGAUUGUUCAGCCACUCGAGCCUCUCGAGUGCCUCUCAGAAGUCCUUGUCUGUGAAGGAAGCUAAAGCCUUCACUCAGAUUCAAGCCAACUUCUGUAUCUCGGAGCUUCAGGUUCAGCUGAGUGGAGACCUGACUCUGGGGGCCCAAGGUCUUGUGAGCUUAAAGUUUCAGGAUUUUGAGGUGGAAUUCAGUAAAGAUCAUCCUCAGACCUUAUCCAUUCAGAUUGCUCUGCACUCUCUCCUGAUGGAAGACUUACUGGAGAAAAAUCCGGACUCCAAAUAUAAGAACCUGAUGGUAUCCCGAGGAGCCCCUAAGCCAUCUAGCUUAGCACAGAAAGAGUAUCUUUCCCAGUCCUGCCCUUUGGUAUCCAACGUGGACUAUCCUGACAUGCCUCGGUCUCUCCCUUCCCACAUGGAGGAAGCUCCUAAUGUCUUUCAGUUAUAUCAAAGACCCGUCUCCACAAGUCGGAAAAAGCAAAAAGAAGCCCACGAUAAGAACUACCCCCUGACCCCACCUCCUUCUCCCUCAGUAGAUGAGCCCAAGGUGCUUGUUGGAAAGAGUAAAUUCGAUGAUUCCUUAGUCCAUAUUAAUAUAUUCUUGGUGGAUAAGAAACAUCCAGAAUUCUCUUCCAGUUACAAGCGCAUUAACCGGAGCAUUGACGUUGACUUUAACUGCUUGGAUGUGCUGAUCACCCUGCAAACCUGGGUCGUGAUCCUGGACUUUUUUGGAAUUGGCUCCACUGCGGACAACCAUGCAAUGAAGGUGCUGCCUGAGGACCUUCUACAAAAUGUGAAGUCGGAAUCCAGCGUGUUCAUGGAGUCCGAGCUCCAGGACCCAGUGAACUCCAAGCUGGAUCUCAAGGUUCAUUCGCUCUCUCUUGUGCUGAAUAAGACCACCAGUGAGCUUGCUAAAGCAAACGUGUCCAAAUUAGUAGCACACAUGGAGAUGAUUGAAGGGGACCUGACCCUGCAGGGAAGCAUUGGGAGCCUGUCUUUGAGUGACCUCACAUCGCAUGGAGACUUCUACAGAGAGCGCUUCACCACAAGUGGAGAAGAGGCACUCAUCUUCCAGAUGUUCAAAUAUGGCCAGCCGGACCCUCUGCUCCGAAGGGAGCAUGAUGUUCGAGUGAGCCUGCAGAUGGCCUCUGUGCAGUAUGUGCACACACAGCGCUUUCAGGCAGAGGUGGUGGCCUUCAUCCAGCACUUCACUCAGCUACAAGAUGUCUUAGGGCGCCAGCGAGCUGCCAUAGAGGGCCAGACGGUGAGGGACCGGGCACAGCGUUGUUCCCGGGUCCUUCUGGACAUUGAGGCUGGCGCUCCUGUUCUGCUCAUCCCAGAAAGCUCCAGGUCAAGUAAUUUGAUAGUUGCAAAUCUGGGAAAGUUGAAAGUCAAGAACAAGUUUCUCUCUGCUGGUUUUCCUGGGACCUUUUCCUUACAAGAUAAGGAACCUGUGCCUUCAGCUUCUCCAACAGGUACUCCCAAACACAGUAUAAGGAAGAUGACAAGCACAGAGGACCCCAAGGAGCCCCCUGCACAGGGGCUGCUCAUGAUGCCUCCUUCUGGAAUGGGCCUCCGCAGCCUGAAGACUGAGUUUGUGCCCAGUGCCUCCAUCAAGCAGCAUGGGCAGCAGGCCACACCACCUGUCGGCCAUGGUUCCAACAGUCCAGAAGACCACAUCUGCUUGCUGGAUUGCAUUGUGGUGGAUCUGCAGGACAUGGACAUCUUUGCUGCAGAGAGACGCCCACAGGAGUUCUCUAAAGCCUCAGAGGACAGAAGUGGGGACCUGAUCUUCCCUUCCUACUUUGUGCGACAGACAGGAGGAAGUCUCUUAACUGAGCCUUGUAGGCUGAAAUUGCAGGUGGAAAGGAAUUUGGACAAAGAAAUAAGUCAUACUGUUCCAGACAUAUCUAUCCAUGGCAGCCUCUCCUCAGUCCACUGCUCCCUGGAUCUGUAUAAAUACAAGCUGAUCCGAGGCUUACUGGAGAACAACCUGGGAGAGCCCAUCGAGGAAUUUAUGCGGCCUUAUGAUUUGCAAGAUCCAAGAAUUCACACCGUUUUGAGUGGAGAAGUGUACACUUGCAUGUGCUUCCUCAUUGAUAUGGUGAAUGUGAGUCUGGAGCUCAAAGAUCCAAAAGGAAAAGAAGGCUCUGGCUCGCUAGCCAGAUUUGACCUCAAGAAAUGUAAACUGCAGUAUGAGAGUUUUUCCAACCAAACCAAGUCUGUUAACUUGGUUUCCCAUUCCAUGAUGGCAUUUGACACACGCUUUACCGGGCAGAAGACCAGCCCUGGCAUGACCAAUGUAUUUAGUUGCAUCUUUCAACCUUCCAAGAGCAGCAGUACCACCCAGGGUUCCAUUCAGAUUGAACUGCAUUUCAGAUCUACGAAAGAUUCUUCCUGUUUCACUGUGGUUCUCAACAAUCUCCGCGUGUUUCUCAUAUUUGACUGGCUGCUGUUGGUCCAUGACUUUCUGCACACGCCCAGUGAUCCUAAGAAACAAAAUGUCACUCCUCCUCGCCACCGCAACUCUAGCAGUGAAUCCAAUGUUGUUCCCAAAACGGUUAAGAGUGGAGUCGUUACCAAGCGGUCUUCGCUCCCUGUGUCCAAUGAAAGGCACUUGGAGGUAAAGGUCAAUGUAACAGGCACUGAGUUUGUGGUUGUUGAAGAUGUGUCCUGCUGUGAUACCAACGCCAUUAUUCUGAAAGGCACCACAGUACUCACCUAUAAGCCUCGCUUUGUCGAUCGCCCCUUUUCAGGAAGUUUGUUUGGCAUUGAGGUGUUUUCAUGCCGACUAGGGAAUGAGCAGGACACAGCUCUUUCAAUUAUCGAUCCAGUUCAAAUUCAAGUGGAGCUGGUGGGAAAUUCUUCUUACCAGAAUAGUUCUGGGUUGAUGGAUGCAUUCAACAGUGAAGACUUUCCUCCUAUCCUAGAGAUUCACCUACAAGCCCUGGAUAUCAGACUCUCCUACAAUGAUGUUCAGCUGUUCCUUGCCAUUGCAAAAUCCAUCCCAGAGCAAGCUAGUGCUGCAGCACCUGACUCAGUGGCCUUGGAGGCAGAACCGGUCAGCAUCUGCCUCCCAAGAACAUCUCGAGUUGGAGAGGAAGCUAGAGAAGGGACAAGACACACUUUAGAUCCUGUCUUAGAGCUACAGUUGGCUAGACUGCAGGAGCUGGGCUUCAGCGUGGAUGACUGCCGCAAGGCUCUUCUGGUGUGUCAAGGCCAAUUGAAAAAGGCAGCGAGCUGGCUGUUCAAGAAUGCAGAGCCUCUGAAGUCUCUCUCACUGGCUUCCAGCAGCCGAGACAGCCCAGGGGCCGUAGCAGCCUCACGCAUCUCUGGAGUGGAGGUCAAGGCUGAAACCAUUUGCAUAUGCUUCAUCGAUGACUGCAUGGACUGUGAUGUGCCCCUCGCUGAACUCACCUUCUCCCGAUUGAACUUUCUUCAGCACAUAAGAACUACCCCUGAGGGCUACGCCCACUUCACUCUUUCUGGAGAUUAUUAUAACCGUGCUCUGUCAGAUCAGUAUAUCAGUACCAAGGAAUCGUGGAUGGCAGAUUACUGCCAAGAAGACGAGAAAGCAGAGUCAGUCAAGUCAGAAGACUGGAUGGGCUCCUCUGUGGAUCCACCGUGCUUCGGACAAAGCCUCCCCCUUGUCUACCUUAGAACUAGGAGCACAGCCAGUCUGACUAACCUAGAGCACCAGAUCUAUGCUAGAGCAGAGGUGAAAACCCCCAAGCGCCGGCAGCCAUUUGUCCCCUUUGCUCUGCGGAACCACACAGGGUGCACAUUGUGGUUUGCCACACUGACCACCACACCCACUAGGGCUGCGCUGUCUCACAGUGGGAGUCCUGGGGUAGUUCCAGAGGGCAACAGAGCGUUUCUGGAUGACACCCACAAUGUUAGUGAGUGGCGAGAAGUGCUCACAGGUGAAGAGAUCCCCUUUGAAUUUGAAGCCAGAGGAAAAUUAAGACACAGACACACCCAUGACCUUCGGAUCCAUCAACUGCAAGUACGAGUGAAUGGUUGGGAGCAAGUGAGCCCUGUGUCUGUGGACAAGGUUGGGACCUUCUUCCGAUAUGCAGCACCAGACAAAAAUUCCUCUUCCUCUAUGAUUGGCAGCCCAGGCAGCAGAACAAAUAUCAUACAUCCCCAGGUUUAUUUCUCUUCACUCCCACCUGUGCGGGUAGUGUUUGCAGUGACAAUGGAAGGCAGUGCUCGGAAAGUCAUUACUGUCCGGUCAGCCCUCAUUGUGAGGAACAGACUUGAGACUCCAAUGGAACUACGGCUGGACAGCCCGUCGGCUCCCGACAAACCAGUGGUGCUUCCUGCGAUCAUGCCAGGGGACUCAUUUGCUGUGCCUUUACACCUCACUUCUUGGCGGCUGCAGGCCCGACCCAAAGGACUAGGUGUGUUUUUCUGUAAGGCUCCUAUUCAUUGGACCAACGUAGUGAAGACAGCAGAGGUCAGCAGCAGCAAACGGGAGUGCCAUUCUAUGGACACCGAGAAAAGCCGGUUCUUCAGGUUUUGUGUAGCCAUAAAGAAAGAGAAUUAUCCAGAUUACAUGCCCUCAAACAUAUUUUCCGACAGUGCAAAACAGAUUUUCCGACAGCCUGGACAUACCAUAUAUCUCCUGCCAACAGUGGUCAUCUGCAACUUGCUGCCUUGUGAACUUGACUUUUAUGUAAAAGGAAUGCCAAUUAACGGGACCCUGAAGCCUGGCAAAGAGGUAGCCCUCCACACAGCUGACACAUCCCAGAACAUCGAACUGGGGGUGUCACUGGAGAACUUUCCCCUCUGUAAAGAAUUGCUCAUUCCACCUGGGACCCAGAACUACAUGGUCAGAAUGCGACUCUAUGACGUUAACCGGCGGCAGCUCAACCUCACCAUCCGGAUUGUGUGUCGCGCAGCAGGAUCCUUAAAGAUCUUCAUUUCUGCACCAUAUUGGCUCAUCAAUAAAACAGGGUUACCACUGAUCUUCAGACAGGACAAUGCAAAGACAGAUGCUGCAGGCCAGUUUGAGGAGCAUGAGUUGGCCCGGAGCCUGAGCCCUCUCCUGUUCUGCUAUGCUGACAAGGAGCAGCCAAGCCUCUGCACAAUGAGAAUUGGAAAAGGGAUUCAUCCGGAAGGCAUGCCGGGCUGGUGUCAGGGCUUCUCCCUGGAUGGUGGCAGUGGCGUCCGAGCUUUGAAAGUCAUCCAGCAAGGGAACCGCCCAGGGCUGAUCUACAACAUUGGUAUCGAUGUCAAGAAAGGCCGAGGUCGCUAUAUUGACACGUGUAUGGUCAUCUUUGCCCCUCGUUACCUGUUAGAUAAUAAAUCAUCACACAAGCUUGCAUUUGCACAAAGGGAAUUUGCUCGGGGACAGGGAACAGCCAAUCCCGAAGGUUACAUUUCCACCCUUCCUGGUUCCAGUGUGGUGUUCCACUGGCCACGCAAUGACUAUGAUCAGCUGUUAUGUGUCAGGUUGAUGGAUGUUCCAAACUGCAUUUGGUCUGGAGGCUUUGAAGUCAACAAGAAUAAUUCCUUCCAUAUCAACAUGAGGGAUACCCUGGGAAAAUGCUUCUUCCUACGAGUGGAAAUUACCCUCCGAGGAGCCACAUACAGAAUCUCCUUUAGUGACACAGAACAGUUGCCUCCUCCUUUCCGAAUUGACAACUUUUCCAAGGUCCCCGUUGUCUUCAUUCAGCACGGUGUUGCAGAGCCCAGGCUGCGGACCGAAGUGAAGCCCAUGAUGUCAUUGGAUUACGCCUGGGAUGAGCCCACCUUGCCACCCUUCAUCACUCUGACUGUUAAGGGGGCAGGCUCCUCGGAGCUCAGCUGCAACAUGAACGACUUCCAGGAUCACCGACAGCUCUACUACGAGAACUUCAUUUACAUUGCCGCCACGUACACCUUCUCUGGAUUGCAGGAGGGAAAAGGAAGGCCUGUGGCUUCCCACAAAGCAGUUACUUGCGCAGAGCUCGUCCUGGAUGUGUCACCAAAGACACAAAGAGUCAUUCUAAAGAAGAAGGAACCAGGAAAGCGCUCUCAGCUCUGGAGGAUGACGGGAGCAGGAAUGCUGGCCCACGAGGGCUCUGCAGUUCCUCACAACCCCAACAAGCCCUCAGCAGCGCGCUCCAGCGAGGGGUCAGCCAUCCUAGACAUUGCUGGACUGGCUGCUGUGACAGACAACAGGUAUGAGCCGCUGAUGCUAAGGAAGCCAGACCGCAGGCGCAGCACAACACAGACGUGGAGUUUCCGAGAGGGCAAACUGACCUGUGGCUUGCAUGGGCUGGUUGUCCAGGCUAAAGGAGGGCUUUCUGGAUUGUUUGAUGGAGCUGAAGUUGUUCUUGGUCCUGACUCAUCUGUGGAGCUUUUGGGACCAGUUCCACCUGAACAACAGUUUAUUAACCAAAAAAUGAGGCCUGGUUCUGGAAUGUUAUCCAUCAGAGUCAUCCCAGAUGGACCAACUAGAGCACUCCAGAUAACAGAUUUCUGCCAGCGGAAAAGUGACCAUUCAUCAUAUGAAGUAGAGGAACUUCCCAUUACUGAGCAAGAGCUGCAGAAACUAAGGAAUCCAGACACGGAGCAGGAACUGGAAGUGCUUGUGCGGUUGGAAGGUGGAAUUGGUGUCUCUUUAAUUAAUAAAGUCCCAGAAGAACUGGUCUUUGCAAGUCUAACGGGAAUCAGUGUCCACUACACCCAGCUGGCAACCAGUCACAUGCUUGAGCUCAGCAUCCAGGAUGUCCAGGUGGACAAUCAGCUCAUUGGCACCACUCAGCCCUUCAUGCUCUAUGUGACCCCCCUGAGCAACGAGAAUGAGGUCAUUGAGACGGGCCCUGCUGUGCAAGUCAACGCAGUGAAGUUCCCCAGUAAGAGCGUGCUGACCAACAUCUACAAGCAUCUGAUGGUCACGGCGCAGAGAUUCACAGUACAAAUUGAGGAGAAGCUGUUGCUCAAGCUGCUGAGUUUCUUUGGCUGUGACCAAGCAGAAUCAGAGGUGGAAAAAUAUGAUGAAAACCUCCAUGAAAAGACAGCAGAGCAGAGGGGAACGCCAAUUCGAUACUACUUUGAAAACCUCAAGAUCAGCAUUCCCCAGAUCAAGCUGAGUGUGUUUACCUCCAACAAGCUGCCAUUGGACCUUAAGGCCCUGAAAAGCACCCUGGGAUUCCCGCUGAUUCGGUUUGAAGAUGCUGUGAUCAAUCUGGACCCCUUCACUCGGGUGCAUCCCUAUGAGACCAAGGAGUUCAUCAUCAACGACAUCCUUAAGCAUUUCCAGGAGGAACUCCUCAGUCAGGCGGCUCGGAUCCUAGGAUCUGUAGAUUUUCUUGGCAACCCCAUGGGCCUUUUGAAUGAUGUUUCUGAAGGGGUCACUGGACUGAUAAAGUACGGCAAUGUUGGGGGUCUCAUCAGAAAUGUUACUCACGGAGUAUCAAAUUCUGCUGCCAAGUUUGCUGGGACAUUAUCAGAUGGCUUGGGGAAGACGAUGGACAACCGGCACCAGUCAGAGCGGGAGUACAUCAGGUAUCAUGCAGCCACGAGCGGAGAGCACCUUGUGGCCGGCAUCCACGGCCUGGCUCAUGGUAUCAUUGGUGGAUUGACCAGUGUUAUAACCUCAACAGUAGAAGGUGUGAAGACAGAAGGGGGUGUCAGCGGCUUCAUAUCUGGCCUUGGCAAAGGACUUGUUGGUACUGUGACCAAGCCAGUGGCAGGUGCACUGGAUUUUGCAUCCGAAACAGCCCAGGCGGUGAGAGACACAGCUACACUCAGUGGUCCCAGGACCCAAGCCCAGAGGGUUCGGAAGCCACGUUGCUGCACAGGACCCCAGGGCCUGCUUCCCCGCUAUUCUGAGAGCCAGGCAGAAGGACAGGAACAGCUCUUCAAACUAACAGACAACAUCCAAGAUGAGUUCUUCAUUGCCGUGGAGAACAUCGACAGCUACUGUGUGCUCAUCUCCUCCAAAGCUGUGUACUUCCUGAAGAGUGGGGACUAUGUAGACCGAGAGGCCAUUUUCCUUGAGGUCAAAUAUGAUGAUCUCUACCACUGUCUUGUUUCCAAAGACCACGGGAAGGUCUAUGUGCAGGUGACCAAGAGGGCUGCCAACUCCAGCAGUGGCGUGUCCAUCCCAGGCCCGUCCCACCAGAAGCCAAUGGUCCAUGUGAAAUCUGAGGUCCUUGCUGUCAAGUUAUCACAAGAAAUAAACUAUGCAAAGAGCCUUUACUAUGAACAGCAACUUAUGUUGAGACUCAGUGAAAACCAAGAGCAGCUGGAGCUGGACUCCUGAGAACAGCCAGCCGCUGGAGAGAGAUGCUUCCAGACAGAAGCCCAACGCAGAGGACAGAUACCCAGACUCGGCUUGUGUUAGAAGGGAAGCCAGAAGAGGGUUUGGGGGAAGAUAGUAAGAAAUGAGGGAAAGGAAAUCCUCACAGGGAAAAAUGUAAACGGAAACGUUGACUUGUGGGGCUGGAGUUAGUUUAGAUUGUGGGGAGAUAAUUUUUUAAAGUAUUGAUUGAAUAACGUAACACAUGUAUUGAGAUGGAUCUAAUCUUUAGAUUGUCCUGUAUUUUGUUAACAUGUAUAUAUGUACAACUGUGUGUUUGUAAAUAUAUAGAUGCUUCUGAG
This is a messenger RNA of Nannospalax galili (Upper Galilee mountains blind mole rat), 13522 nucleotides long. RefSeq names its product vacuolar protein sorting 13 homolog D (gene Vps13d). Gene Ontology annotation, molecular function: protein binding. Gene Ontology annotation, biological process: mitochondrion organization; protein targeting to vacuole; protein retention in Golgi apparatus. Gene Ontology annotation, cellular component: extrinsic component of membrane. The transcript is spliced from 69 exons. NCBI's taxonomy places the organism in Eukaryota, Metazoa, Chordata, Mammalia, Rodentia, Spalacidae. The record is from RefSeq and is a predicted model, not a curated record. The coding region runs from base 165 to 13184 and encodes 4339 amino acids.